Molecule: messenger RNA, 4004 nt
Organism: Mauremys mutica (yellowpond turtle)
Lineage: Eukaryota; Metazoa; Chordata; Testudines; Geoemydidae
Gene: RBM41
Product: RNA binding motif protein 41
Exons: 21
Coding region: 118-3930 (1270 amino acids)
Biological process (GO): mRNA splicing, via spliceosome
Cellular component (GO): nucleoplasm; U12-type spliceosomal complex; nucleus
Molecular function (GO): zinc ion binding; U12 snRNA binding; pre-mRNA intronic binding
Source: RefSeq, a predicted model, not a curated record
AACCAGCAGCCCCUGGAGCCCGCCCCGCCCCGCCCCGCCCCGCCGCACGGUGCUCUGGGAGUUGCAGUCCAGGCCUUGAGCUGGCUGGGGGAGCGGGAGGUGCUGGGGGCCGGAGCCAUGCGGAGGGUCAACAGCAGCCUGUCUAGCGAUGAUCUUCUCCUGGAGGAUUUGGAGACAGAAGGAGAGAGGCAGCUGAAGAGCCUCCUUCAUCAUCAGCUUGAUACUGCUGUCUCCAUUGAACAGUGCGUGUCCAAGCGACGAUGCUUCGCCCCAGCUGCUCUUUACAAGCCCUUUGGAGAGGAGGCGGCAGGGACUCUGACCUUAUCGCAGUUCCAGGCACUGCAGGAGAGUGAGCAAGAAACAGCCUCUCUUCGGGAACUGGGGCUCUCAGACUCAGAGAUCCUGCUCUGGAAGAACCAUGCUUCAGCAGAUAAGGGCUCUGGGCUGGGAGCAGCCCCUGAAGCCAUGCGGGAACGGCUGCGAGCCAUCCAGGAGAAGAUCACAGAGCGCCAGCGCAUUUUGUCCCUUCCGCAGAGGUUUGCUGGCAGCAAACAGCUGAGCCGGCGGGAGAUGGAGAUUGAGAAUGCGCUCUUCCAGGGGACGGACCGUCACUCCUUCCUGCGGGCACUCUACCACCAAGAUGAAGCUCAGAAGAGGAUGGUGAAUGAAAAGGACCCCAUGGGUCACUUGGAGACUGUCUGUCAAGAGAUGCUAAAAAAGCCAUUACCUGGGGAAUCCCACUCUACAAAAUGUGAUCCAUGCUUGCCUUGCUUCCCCUCCCCAAGUGGACCUGUGGUUAAGGGUACCACACAGCUUCCGGACCAGGGAGAGCAGACAGAACAGUAUGGAGGUCCCAGCCUCCCCGCGAUUAAGGCAGCGGGGACUGUGGUCCAGCAACCCACACUGGGGUCUGCAACUGUAAAGGAGCCCGUGGAGUUCAUCCCAGAAGAGGAGAUCCGCAAGAAUCGUCUCUCGGAGGAGGAGAUCAGGAGCAUCUCCCGGUUUUCCUCCUACGAGCCGGGAGAGCCAAGCAAGGUGCUGUAUUUGAAGAACCUGAGCACUCGGGUGACAGUGAGGGAGCUGGUCUCACUGUUUGCUCGGUUCCAGGAGAAGGAUGGCCCACCGAUCCAGUUCCGCCUGCUGAGUGGCCGCAUGAGGGGCCAGGCCUUCAUCACCUUUCCCAACAAUGCCUCAGAUCCAGGUGUGACGGCUAAGCUUCUCUGCAUUGAUGUUGUGGAGAUCAAGGGGGAGCUUUGUUUGACUUUCACAGAUAAUGGUGCUGGAAUGACACCUCACAAACUUCACCGUAUGCUCAGCUUUGGCUUCACAGACAAGGCAGCAAAGAAGAACCACCCAUCCAUUGGAGUGUAUGGUAAUGGUUUCAAGUCAGGCUCCAUGCGUCUGGGAAAAGAUGCCAUUGUCUUCACCAAGAAUGGAGGUGCACUCAGCGUGGGGCUCCUUUCGCAGACCUAUUUGGAACGUGUCCAUGCUCAGGCUGUUGUUGUCCCAGUGAUACCGUUCAACCAGCAAAACAAGAAAAUGAUUGUUACAGAAGACUCUGGGCCUAGCCUCGAGGCCAUCCUGAAACAUACGCUCUUCAGUACUGAGGAGGAGUUGCUGGCUCAGUUUGAUGCCAUUCCAGGCAAAAAGGGCACACGGAUCCUCAUCUGGAACAUCCGCAGAAAUAAAGAUGGGAAGCCUGAAUUGGACUUUGAUACAGACCAGUAUGACAUUCGGAUAUCAGACUUCAACACGGAGGAAUCAGAGAAUGCUGGCAGGAAGGUUCCUCCUCGCCUUGAGAAGGUGCAAGAGUCCUCUGCACCAGAAACCGAGUACUCCUUACGGGCAUACUGCAGUAUCUUGUACCUGAAGCCCCGCAUGCAGAUUGUUCUGCGACAGAAGAAAGUGAAGACUCAGCUGAUCUCCAAGAGCUUGGCUAAUAUUGAAUAUGAUGUAUACAGACCUACCUCCACAAACAAGAGGGUGAAGAUCACCUUUGGGUUCAAUUGCAAGAACAAUAGCCACUUUGGAAUCAUGAUGUAUCACAACAACCGACUCAUCAAGUCCUACGAGAAAGUGGGCUGCCAAAUUAAGGGGGAUGGCAUGGGCGUGAUCGGGGUGAUUGAGUGCAACUUCUUGAAACCAGCACACAACAAACAGGACUUUGAAGAAAGCAAGGAAUACCGACGGACAAUUACUGCACUGGGACAGAAACUCAACACUUAUUGGAAGGCGAAGGUGGCACAGAUGAACUUGGGUAGUUCCAGUGCUGCCAAUGUGCCAGCAGGGAGACCAGACCAGACUUGGGUGCAGUGUGAGGAGUGUUUGAAAUGGAGGAAGCUCCCUGACAAGGUUGAUCCUGCAUCAUUACCUGAGAAGUGGUUCUGUCAUCUCCAUCCCCACCCCAAGUACAAAAGCUGCUCAGCACCUGAAGAGCAGGAGCCCAGUGAUGAGGAGAUGAGCCCCAGCUAUGACCGAAAAUUCAGGAAACAAGAGCAGACCGCAGAGAGAAAGAGGAGGAGGUCAUCAUCAUCUUUGGAGAACCUGGAACACCAGGUAUUAUCCACUACACCAGAGCUCUGUCCUGCUCAGAAUAACAGUGUAACACGAGUGGUAAAGCAAGAGCCUGCAGAAGAGGGGCCUGAUGGGAUUGCUGGCUCUCUCACUCCUCCCCCUGCUCUUGACAGGAUCGGUGCUGUCUGUCUGACCACUGGGCCUUUGGAGCAAAAUAUACCACAGACAACUUCAAGCAAGCACAAGCUGUCCACAGAAGAAGAGCUGCUGGAAAAGCGGAAGCGAUAUCAGGAGCAGAUAGACCCAUCCCCCCCAGAUCUGACCAGUCCCAGCCCCCCUACUUCUUUUGAAAGGGAGAGCUUCACUGAAGUGGACCAGGAUCAGGAAUGCAGUGAGUCUGACAAGGAUGAUGAAAGUAUACAGGGGAGCAUAGACUCCUGCCUAGUCAGAGAACAUCUGGAUGCACUCUCUGGCACCAACCAAGCUGGGGAUGCUUCACACAAUGGGGGUCUUUGUCCUACCAAAGAGACUCCAGCAAGUCUUGGUCACUUUGAAGGAGAGCAAAAGGAGACUGCAAUGGUCCAGGUGGAACUGGAAGAGGAAAUGCCAGCCUUAAUAUCAGAAAGCCAGGCAGCAGAUAAGAGUGUCUGUGUAAAUACAUGUGGGAACGUGGAGGAGGUGGACAAGAGGCCCUUCGUGGCUGUUGUUGGUAUUUCAAAGACUGCUGCGGAUGGUGAGGCUCCCAUUCAGCUAAUCCCCUUUGGGUGGGAGGAGAGACUUGAUAAAGCAAAGGUUGAGGUGAAGACCAGGAGCCACAAUGAUCCUCCCCCUGAUGGGGACAAAGGAGGAGGAGAUCCGCAGGUACCAAACACCAGAAAUCAGAGGGAUAUGGUGGAGCAGGAGGAGCUGAGACAAACUGUGGAGAAUUUCUCAGUGGAGCUGAAGAGGGUCUCAGCAGAACGGGAUUUGCUCCAGGGCAAGGUGGAGGAACUAGAGCAGGAGAAGUGCCACCUGGAGACAGAUUUCUUGAAAAGCCAACAGGAAUUGGCAACGCUCAGGGCCCAGGAGACUGAAGGCUUGUACUGGAGCAAGAAACACAUGGGUUACCGCCAGGCUGAACUGCAAGAGCUGAAGGCUCAGCUGGAGAGGACCAUAGAGGAAAAGACCGAGCUGAAGGAGAGGCUCAAGGAGACAGAGAUGCACCUGGAGGUGCUUAGGGAGGCACAUGUCUCCUGCAGGAGCCCAGAGAGAGGAGACUUGAAAAGCACUAUGGAGAAGCUGAAGAACCUGCGUAGGAAUGUCAGCCAGCUCCUCUCACUGGUCCUCCCUCACCUAGAGCUGCAGGAUGUUAACUAUGAUUCGGACCAGAUUGAUGAAAUCUUACAGACAGUGUUGGAGACAAACAGGAUGUCAUAGUAGCCCUUCCCCCAUGCUGCUAUUGUGCCUUUUUGUAUAGUUUCUUUAAUAAACCCGUAAGUUCUUCAUCCUAA